Globicephala melas (long-finned pilot whale) is the source of this 8571-nucleotide messenger RNA. It is a transcript of the gene P2RY6, whose product is annotated as pyrimidinergic receptor P2Y6. The record is from RefSeq and is a predicted model, not a curated record. Lineage: Eukaryota; Metazoa; Chordata; Mammalia; Artiodactyla; Delphinidae. Gene Ontology annotation, cellular component: plasma membrane. Gene Ontology annotation, biological process: cellular response to pyrimidine ribonucleotide; G protein-coupled receptor signaling pathway. Gene Ontology annotation, molecular function: G protein-coupled UDP receptor activity; G protein-coupled UTP receptor activity; G protein-coupled ADP receptor activity.
GGUGAAGCCUCAGGAGAGGCUAAAAAGAGGGCAUUUGAACAGACUUGAAGGAGAGCCUUCCAGCCGGAGGGACCAGUAAGUGCAAAGUUCUGGCUUCCAGAGGAAGGAGGCUGGUGCCCGGGGUGAAGACGGAAGAAGUGGAGGCCAGAGGUCGGUGGAAUCUUGUAGGACAGUGAGUGAGAUGGAAAGCCAUUGCAGAGAUACAGCGUGCCUUACAUUUUAGAAGGCUGAAUCUGGCUUCAGUGUGGUGAAUAAACCACAGUGGGCUGAGGAUGGGAGCAGCCAGAGCAGGAAGGAGCCAGUGAAGAAAUCCAGGCGAGAGAUCAUGAAGAUUAGGACCAGGUGGAGGCAAUGGAGGUGGUGAGAAACGGACGGAUGCCAGAUGUAUUUUGAAGGAAGAGCCAGCAGGAUACCUGCCACAACAACAACAACAAAAACCAACCAACCAACAACAAAACAAAACAAAAUACGGGGAAAAAAUGGCAGAGGAGUAAAUAUAGGAAUGGAAGUAGAAGCCAGGGUCCCAUCUCUACACACUGCUACAAAGGUGUAAGUCCCAAAUCUCCAAAUGAUCAGAAGCCAUUUGUCUCGAAGGGAAACGGGGAGGAAAUCAGAAACAGAGAAGAGACUGGACUACAUUUUGCUUUUCUCCACUCUUCUAUGCUGAAUCCCUCCCCCAAAAGAUGCUGAAGUCCUAACACCCAGUACCUCAGAAUGUAACCUUUUUGGAGAAAGGAUCUUUAAAGAGGCAAUUAAGUUAAAAUGAGGUCACUGGGGUGGGCCCUAAUCUAGUAGGACUGGUGUCCUUACAAGAAGAGGCUAUUUGGAUACAGACACAACAGAGGGAAGGUGGUAUGAAGGCACAGGGAGAAGAUGGCCAUCUACAAGCCAAGGGGAGAGGCCCUCAGAAGGAACCAGUCCUGCUGUCACCUGGAUCUUGGACUUCUAGCCUCCAGAACGCAUCUCUGAAUGUAGGAAGUCCAGUUGAACAGCCAUGGAAUGGGACAAUGACACAGGCCAGGCCCUGGGCUUGCCGCCCACCACCUGCGUCUACCAAGAGAACUUCAAGCGGUUACUGCUGCCGCCCGUGUACUCGGUGGUGCUGGCAGCCGGCCUGCCACUGAACGCCUGCGUCAUUGCCCAGAUUUGCACAUCCCGCCGGGCCCUGACCCGCACGGCCGUGUACACCCUGAACUUGGCCCUGGCGGACCUGCUGUAUGCCUGCUCCCUGCCCCUGCUCAUCUACAACUAUGCCCAAGGCGACCACUGGCCCUUCGGAGACCUCGCCUGCCGCCUGGUCCGCUUCCUCUUCUACGCCAACCUACAUGGCAGCAUCCUCUUUCUUACCUGCAUCAGCUUCCAGCGUUACCUAGGCAUCUGCCACCCUCUGGCCCCCUGGCACAAGCGUGGGGGCCGCCGGGCUGCCUGGCUAGUGUGUGGGGCUGUAUGGCUGGCCGUGACGACCCAGUGCCUGCCCACAGCCCUCUUUGCUGCCACAGGCAUCCAGCGUAACCGCACGGUCUGCUAUGACCUGAGCCCACCUGCCCUGGCCACCCACUACAUGCCCUAUGGCAUGGCCCUCACAGUCAUCGGCUUCCUGCUGCCCUUUGUUGCCCUGCUGGCCUGCUACUGCUGCCUGGCCCGUCGUCUGUGCCGCCAGGACGGCCCAGCAGGGCCUGUGGCCCGGGAGCGGCGCAGCAAGGCAGCCCGCAUGGCUGUGGUGGUGGCAGCUGCCUUUGCCAUCAGCUUCCUGCCUUUCCACAUCACCAAGACAGCCUACCUGGCGGUGCGCUCUACGCCUGGCCUCCCCUGCCCUGUGCUGGAGGCCUUCGCGGCCGCCUACAAGGGCACACGGCCCUUCGCCAGUGCCAACAGUGUGCUGGACCCCAUCCUCUUCUACUUUACCCAGAAGAAGUUCCGCCGGCGGCCACAUGAGCUGCUACAGAAACUCACAGCCAAGUGGCAGCGACAGGGUCGCUGAGUCCACUGGGGCAGGACACGUGGAGUCUGGGCAACCAUUGUGUUUGCCACUGUGGCUGGGGCAUCAAAAGCUCCACCAGCCCCAAACCAUGCAGAGAAUUAGAGCUUAGCUCAGCUGGGCAUAGAGACCCCCCCGACCCCAAAACUUCACCAGCAACUAUUUAUUAAGCCCUUUUUCUGAACCAGGCCCUGUGGGUACAGAGAGAGACAAGCCUGGGCCUGGUUCUCCAGAAGGUCUCAAGAAGCCGUGGAGAGUUGGGGAGAGAGUUAAGCUGCUCACAAAAAUAUAGUACGGCAUGUACUGUAACUGAGGAGUAUGCUGCAUACUUUGGAGUCACCAAUAAAGGGAAUAGGAGAAGAUGGGAGGGGUAAGUGAGAGCUUCUGGGAAGGGCCAUUUGAGCUGGGUUUUGAGGGAUGAAUAUGAGAUCUCUGGGGGAUGUGCUGUGUUCCAUUCAUUCAUUUGGUCCUCUCUGCUCCUUGUCCUCAUCUCCACACACUCCCGCCCCACCCCCGCUCACUACUCCUCCAUUCCUUAUUCCCUCCUCCCAGAUCUCAGUUUUCCUCCUGUGGAACAAUGUGGCCAGCCCAUGGCUGCUAGUAUGCCACACAGACCCAGUACUGGCAGAGCCAGCCAUGGCAAAGGGAGCGUUCCACCUUAGAAGGUUAGAGCGGAGAGAGGAAAGGGCAGAGGGACAAGGCAGGGAGGGGAAGGACUGUACAACUUCUUCAGCAUUUUUCUUUUAGCCCUGCCUAAUCUCCAAGGCUCUUCAGCCAAGGAGGGCUCUGCAGGAGUUCAACUCCACAGUAAUGUCUGAGGUGUGCUUGCAGCUGGUAGAGGAAGGGGGCAAACCAGGCCCCGGCCCAUCCUGGGAAUCCAUUGAAAGUGUCCUUGCUGGAGAGGCUGACAAUUUGGACAGAAGGCAGUUUGAUUCUUUGGGUCACAGCGAGGUAGAUGUGUGGGGACAUCAGAAGACAGACUAGUUCUUAGUCCCCAUACAGUGCAAUGCUGUGCCAAGCAGUCCAGGUGUUACCCAUCUUGCAUCUGAGACCAGGCUCUUCAGCUGCCUGUCACGGGGGAGUAAGAGAUGGGGGAGCAGAAGGCAGAGGGCCUCCGCCAACAGCCCAGGCUGAGCGCGGCAGCCAGUCCCAGAUGACUGUCCCAGCAGGAUGCCAAGAACUGCGACCCCUUAGUUACUUUUCCAAGAGUGGAAAUUGUGGGCCGCAGGUAAAUUCCAUUCCCAGCUUCCCUUGCAAGGCAGAAUAGCAUAAAGGGUUCAGACCCCAGAGCCAGUUCACCUGGGUGUGUAUCCUGGGUCUAUCAUUUCUAGCUGUGUUACUCUGGGGAAGUUAUUUAACCUUUUCAUACCUUAACUUCCAUAACUGUAAAGUGGGAGUAAUAAUGGUACCUAUUUUGUAAAGUUGUGAGGAUUAAAUUAACUAAUAUGUGCAAAGCACUUAGAACAACGCCUGGAACAUAGUAGGCAUGCAAUGAAUGUUACUGUUAUAAUGGUUUCGCCUUUUGCUCACACAAGUUCCUCUAGGGUCUGUCUCUAGGAAUAGGCAUAGGAGGUUUCUAAACAAGGAGCUUUAAGCAGGGGAGGUUGCAAGGGUUUUUCUUCCUCCUUUAGCUAGGAGGCAGCUAGUCUUUUAAGAAAAAAAAAUUCAGCACACUUUUUUGAGAAUAAGAGCCAUAAUCCAUGAGCCCCAUCUGUUCCUAUAAGAGGGAAAAAAUCAUUUAUUACAUGCCAGGACCAGGGAGGGAUUCCAAGCACCAUUUGAGGGGCUCGAAUUCCUCUUUCCCUUUCCCCUCCUUUUGUUCUUUUCCUCUUCCUCACCGCCCUUCUCCCUUCUCACUUUAACCCAGAGCACUCUCAGUGAUGGAGGGGCAGGGCAGGGGCUUACUCUGGGAAGGUCUGCUUGCUGGCAUGGGGACAGAGACGACACAGACAUGGGUGGAGUGCAGUGAGGGGCAGGAGGGACCAAAGGGGUUGCGGAAGACUUCCUGGGGGAAGGAGCGGUGCAGCUGGGUCUUAAAGGAUAGAUGUAAUUACACUGAAGGAAAAAGGGUAAGGGUGUUCCCUGGUGCAGGGAACAGCACAAACAAAGGCAUGGAGGCUGCCGGAGGAAGGAUAGGCGGGGCUGUGGCCUGAUAUAAAGCUGGAGGGUUAGCAGGGCUAGAGAGGAAAAGGCUGCCGGCCAGGAAAGCACUGGGGAGCCACAAGGACAGUAGUGGCCAUAGGCCGGGCUCUGUGCAUUCUGGGAACCAUGCAACGUGUGGUAUACUCAUUUUCUCAUUUAAUCCUUGUAAUACCUUAUAAUGGGGAAGCUGAGACCCGGAUGUGGGAACUGACUUACCAAGGUCACACAGCCUUUCUCUAACCCAAAUACUAGAUCCUCCCCUGCUUCACCCUCCCUUCCCUCCCCUUUCCUUUCUUCACCUGACUUCCAAGUGCCCACCUGCCCCACCCAGUCCUAGUAACUGGGGACCCCUAGGAAGUUGUGCCAACCACAAUGUCAAUUCUCUUUUAGUUAGGCACAGUCUCCUAGGAUGAAAACUUCAUUUCCUAGCCUCUCUUGCAGCUAGGUAUGGCCAGAUAAAUUACUCCUGGUCCAUGGGAUAUAAGCCAAAUGCCCUAAGGCAGUUUAAUAUGGGAGGAGGGAAUGUCUUUAAGAGACAGGUGGUGUCCGGCCUCCCUUCCCUUCUUGUUGCUUACAUUGUGACAUCACAGCUGGAGCACCAUCUUGGAACAUGAAAAGCAGCUUGCGUUUCUGACCAUUCCAGUUUGGGGUCACCUGAAUCCAGACUUUUGCAUGAGAGAGAAAUAAAUGUCUACCUUUUUUAAGCCACCAGUUUUUCAGGCCUUUGUUACCCACAGCCAGAACUAAUCCCUUUACUCAGUAUGCCUACUGAGAUGGUGGACCUCGGUGGAGGCCAGGCAGUGUCAUGGACUGGAAAGGGGACAAGGUCCAGCCUGGUGUGGAGGGCUGAGGCCUCCACCUAAGUAGGAGCUAGGAGUCAACAGGGUCUGGAGACACCAGGAAGGCUUCUUAGAAGAGUGGCAAAGCCUGGGGAGUGCUCAUCCCACUUUUGGCUUGAAGCUGAGGGAGUGGAUGGGCUUCCUGAGGAAGAGAGUAAGAAGAGAGGGCCUGGAUAGAGUCCUGGGAACUCUAGCAUCAGGGCGCUGGGAAGGAGGAGGAGCCGGAGAGGUAGAGGGUCAAAGCCUGGGGUUUCGGAAUGAUGGUGGCAUGAUGGCGCAGUGGAGGUAGGUGAGUCAAGGAGCAGUUGGAGGGGAAGAAGUGGAGAUGCUGGGUGGGGAAGAAGAGAGAGAGGAAGAUUCCAAAGGAGGCCAGGCCCAGGGAAGGAGCUUCCAAGACAGGAAACCCGUGAGUGUUGGCUGCUGGAAGUUGAUGACAGGGAGUCAGAGGGGCAGGGCCAAGAUGGGGGAGCCAGAGAGUCAGGAACCAGGGUUUGUCUCGGGAGACUUCCAUGCCAAGCAGGAAAAGCCCAGGGGCACUGGAUCUGUCCUAGCGAGGAUGCUGCUGGCUCCUCCCUCCAGCUCAGACCCAGGCCAACCCUCAGAAUCCAAGGGCUGGGGGUGCAGACAAGGAAACAGUUCAUCCAGCAAACAACAUUUAUUGAGCACCUACUGUAUGCCAAGCAUCAUGCUGAGCAUUGGGUCCCUGCCCUCAGUGAGCUCCUAGUCUGAUGGAGGAUGGCAAUAAUGAAAUAAACACAUACAUAUCUGGAUCAUUACAACCAGGAAGGAGAGCUCAGAAGAACAUAAAGAGGGCCAGGGGACAAGGAAGGUGUCACUAAGGAGACAAAACGCUCCUGGAAUGGUCAGGGACCAAUAGAGGCUGAGGACCAGGGGAGCCUUGACCCAGCUUGAGGUGAAGAGAAGGUUUCUUAGCUGAGGACUUUGGGCCUCAGUGCAGAAGGGCUGUUUCUGACUCUGACUUUGAACAAGCCCCCUUCACUUCUCUGAGCCUCUGUUUCUUUACCUGUAAAAUAACGUUAAUACUACCAGCCCUCCCUAUGCCCCCAGAGGUAUGGAGUGUGGAAAAGUUAGGGCAUAAUUUUCAUAAAGUACAAAAGAGUAUUAUAACCCAAGAGAAGAAUGGGCAGGAGACACAAACAGGCACUUCACUGAAAAGGAAACACAUCAUCAAAAAACAUAGAAGAGGUAUUCGACCCCAGCUUGACAAUGCCUCUCCAACGUUGAACAACAGCAUAGCUGUUGCUCCAGCACUUCUGCGCAUGUGCACGUGAAGUCACGCACAACACUGAGCUGCACUGUUCACAGGCACGAACAGCUGGAACCGCCCAAAUGCCCAUCCAUGAGAUAGUGGAUGAAUACACUGUGCUAUAUUCACACAUUGGAAUGUUAACACACAGCCAGAAUGUACUAUACCGACAUGCAAAGUGGAUAAAUCUUAGCAGUAUAUUAAGUACAAAGAAAUCCCAAAAAAUUAUACACAGCAAGAUGCCCUUUUUAUAAAGUUUUAAAUAACUAGAAUGAAAAUAUAUACUUUGAAGGAAUACACAGAUGCACUAAAACUAUAUGAAAAGGAAAGCAAGGGAAUGCUGAACACAGGAGGUGACGGUAACCGUGGGUGGCGGGAAAGCAGCAGGAGAAUGAGUGGUGGGAGAACUAUAUAAUGAGAUAUAGAACAUUGUAAAGGCCCUAGUUGUUUUGUUUUUUGAUGGGAAUCAAUUAAAUAACUGGUAAGAAUGUGUCAUGAAUAAAAGGUUACAAAUAAUCCAAUUCUGUGCACUUGAGGCCUAAUUAUACAGGAAAGGAGACCAUCUCGGGUCAAUUCUGUUUGACUUUGGAACGGAGUUAGGAGCCAGACUCCCCCUAAGACAGCUCCUGUCCAGAGCUCAUUGCUUCUUGGAGUCCCCUCACUCCUCAUCUUUCUCCCUGGUAAGUGCCUGAGGCCCAUCAUUGGCAUUGACUGUGACCAUCACAAUCUUCCUAUCUUCAUUUCCCCAAGGGAUUCUACAGCCCUGAUAUUGCUGGGUCACCACAACUCACUGGGUAGAUGGGUUAUUGUUUUCAUUCCCCUUUCACAGGUGAGGAGCCUGAGGCCCAAAGGGAAAGAGCAACAUGCUGAGGGCCACCUGUCACAUCUGUGAGGGUGCCUGCACUGGGCCCGGCUUAGUGUUGCUGUCCGCCCUGGCACCCAGUGCUUCCAGACCCCUUCUAGAUGAAUAUUCUGAGGGUUAAAAACACCCAGGCCCUCUCUGUGCCUGGAAGAUGACUUUGUCUCAUCCUGAAUCAGAAGGGGCUGGUGCGGGGAGCACUCAUGACAUCUGUAAGCAGCCAGGCCGAUCUCUGAUUGGGUGAGCUUCCCAUUGGGUGGAGGCCCAGCGUAGCUCCUUAAACACCCUCCCUCCCCACCAAGGGGAUUCCUGUUCCAAAGGCCCUGAGGAGCCCACCUCAAGGCCAAACUGCAGGGCGCUGGGAGCCUGUGACCUGUCUCUGCUCCUCUCCACCAGCUUCCCCAUCUGUGAUGUGGGAAUAAAAACCUCUAUCCUCUAUCCCAGCAGUGACGUGAAGACAGAAAAUGACCAGGUGUGACAGAGCUUGGAAAAUUACCAAUUUCAGAUGGCAAGGGCCAUCACUAUUAUUGGAGGGGGGCAGUGACUUCCAGGAUGAGGGUCCCCCCCACCAUACCAAAACAACCUAGAAGAGACAAGAGUCUGAUUGCAAAUAGAGUCAGAGAGAGGCACCCUUGGGGAAACCUAAAUCCACUCCAUACUUUUCAGAUGAGGCAGCUGAGGCCCAGGGAAGUGCAGGUAUUUACCCAAGGUCACACAGCAAGGAAAGGGCAGAGAGACAAUAGGCCAGACAGAGCUUUCUUCCUUGCUAUCAAUUUCCCAUUGAAGAGUGAGCGAUACGCUGGCCCCUUUGAGACAGAGAGGAAGUAAGGUUGAGUUGAGGGACUUAUUGGAGGCUGGUCUCAACUCAAAGAGGAAGAGCUUUCUCCCUAGUUAUUUCCCACAACCCAAGGGGAGCAGCAAGCAGGGCCCUGGGGUUCUCGCUGAACCCUCCGUGUCUCAUGCGGUAGUCAGGCAAUCCCUGAGUGUCUGCCUUCUUGCCCUACGCCCAGCCCUGCCUGUUCAUCUGGACCGGGGCCUCCUGCUUCCAGGGCCUCCUAGCUAAUGGGGCUCAGCCACAGUCCUCUUGGGCUAAGGGUAACAUGAGUGUCCGCUGUUCCUGGGGAGGCUGAUCCCAGGCCCAGGGAGGAGGAGGAUACUGCCUGGGGCUCAUCAGGGAUAUGGAACCAGCACAGGCUGUCUGGAGAAGCAUGGUGUUUGAAGCUCCUGAAAUCUGAAUUUGAGUCAUACCAGGAGCUGCCAUUUCCUGACUUUGACACUGGUCAAAGUUCUUCUUCAUGACCCACAGAGAAGGGGCAGUAAGAUCUACCUCCAAGGGUGGUGUGAAGCAGUAGAAGCCACCCACACCUUGCCUGACAGGAGGGCGGAUGGGAGUCAGGUAGGAGUGUAGGUUCGGCAGUGGUAAAUCGAGGGCGUUCCCAUCAAAGCGCCUUUUGUGUGUGAAGUCGAAGGAAGGGCAGUGCACUUU